This is a messenger RNA of Sorex araneus (European shrew), 4733 nucleotides long. It is a transcript of the gene SREBF2, whose product is annotated as sterol regulatory element binding transcription factor 2. The record is from RefSeq and is a predicted model, not a curated record. The transcript is spliced from 19 exons. Gene Ontology annotation, molecular function: DNA-binding transcription factor activity, RNA polymerase II-specific; RNA polymerase II cis-regulatory region sequence-specific DNA binding; protein dimerization activity. Gene Ontology annotation, cellular component: nucleus. Bases 176 to 3595 code for a protein of 1139 amino acids. Gene Ontology annotation, biological process: positive regulation of cholesterol storage; positive regulation of transcription by RNA polymerase II. NCBI's taxonomy places the organism in Eukaryota, Metazoa, Chordata, Mammalia, Eulipotyphla, Soricidae.
GCGGGGGAAUCCCGCCCCGCCCCUCCCGCGCGGCGCCAACAUGGCGGCUGUUGGCAGCGGCCGGUGAGGCGGUACCGGGCGGGGCUGUCGGGUGUCAUGGGCGGUGGCGGCGGUACCGCCCCCAUGUCUCCCUGAGCGGGACGGCGUGGGGGGGGCCUCUACGCCGAGCCGGGCGAUGGAGGAGAGCGGCGAGCUGGGCGGUCUGGAGACCAUGGAGACGCUCACGGAGCUGGGCGACGAGCUGACCCUGGGGGACAUCGACGAGAUGCUGCAGUUCGUCAGCAAUCAAGUGGGAGAGUUCUCGGACUUGUUCUCAGAGCCGCUGUGCGGCUCCUUCCCGGGCGCCGGGACGGCUGGCAGCGGCAGCGGUGGCGGUGGCAGCGGCGGCAGGAACAGCAGCGGGAGCCGGGGUGGUGGGAGCAGCGGAGCCAGCGAGCCGUCCAUGCCCCGCCCCUUCAACCAGGUCCCCUUAGCCUCCUUCUCCCCCUCCACGGCGCCCCCCCAGGCUCCCGCCCUGCAGGUCAAAGUGUCCCCUCCCACCAUCCCCACCCCGCCCAGGGCCACUCCCGUGCUCCAGCCGCGCCCCCAGCCGCAGCCGCAGCCCCCCGCCCCACUGCAGCAGCAGACCGUGAUGAUCACCCCAACCUUCAGCACCGCGCCCCAGACCAGGAUCAUCCAGCAGCCUCUGAUAUACCAGAACGCAGCGACCAGCUUCCAAGUCCUUCAGCCACAGGUUCAGAGCCUGGUGACGCCCUCGCAGGUGCAGCCUGUCACUAUCCAGCAGACGGUGCAGGCCCAGCGGGUGCUGACGCAGACGGCCAGUGGCACACUACAGACCCUCGCCCCAGCGGCCGUGCAGGCGGUGGCCGCGCCCCAAGUGCAGCAGGUGCCGGUCCUGGUACAGCCUCAGAUCAUCAAGACAGACUCCCUGGUUUUGACCACACUGAAGACAGAUGGCAGCCCGGUCAUGGCCGCCGUCCAGAACCCGGCCCUCACCGCCCUCGCGGCCCCCAUCCAGACGGCCGCCCUGCAAGUCCCGACCCUGGUUGGCAGCAACGGGACCAUUCUUACCACAAUGCCAGUGAUGAUGGGGCAAGAGAAAGUGCCCAUUAAGCAGGUCCCCGGCGGAGUCAAGCAGCUUGAGCCCCCCAAAGAGGGGGAAAGGCGGACGACACAUAACAUCAUCGAGAAGCGGUAUCGCUCCUCCAUCAAUGACAAAAUCAUCGAGUUAAAGGACCUGGUCAUGGGGACAGACGCCAAAAUGCACAAGUCGGGCGUCCUGCGCAAGGCCAUCGACUACAUCAAGUACCUGCAGCAGGUCAACCACAAGCUGCGCCAGGAGAACAUGGUCCUGAAGCUGGCCAGCCAGAAGAGCAAGCUCCUCAAGGGCAUUGACCUCGGCAGCCUGGUGGACAGUGAAGUGGACCUGAAGAUUGAUGACUUCAACCAGAACGUCCUCCUCAUGUCCCCGCCGGCCUCCGACUCGGGCUCCCAGGCCGGCUUCUCCCCCUACUCCAUCGACUCGGAGCCGGGCAGCCCUCUGCUGGAUGAUGCGAAGGUCAAAGAUGAGCCGGACUCUCCGCCCGUGGCGCUGGGCAUGGUGGAUCGCUCGCGCAUCCUGCUCUGCUUCCUCACCUUCCUGUGCCUGUCCUUCAACCCCCUGACGGUCCUGCUGCGCUGGGGCGGGGCCGGCGACGCGGAGCAGCACCCCUACUCGGGCUCCGGACGCAGCAUCCUGUCGCUGGAGGCAGGUUCUGGCAGCUGGUUCGACUGGAUGUUGCCGACGCUGCUGCUGUGGCUGGUGAAUGGGGUCAUCGUCCUGAGCGUCUUCGUGAAGCUGCUGGUCCACGGGGAGCCAGUGAUCCGGCCUCACUCGCGCUCCUCCGUCGCCUUCUGGCGGCACCGGAAGCAGGCGGACCUGGACCUCGCCAGGGGGGACUUCGCGGCGGCAGCUGCCAACCUGCAGACGUGCCUGUCGGUGCUGGGCCGCGCCCUGCCCGCGUCCCGCCUGGACCUGGCCUGCAGCCUCUCCUGGAACGUGAUCCGCUACAGCCUGCAGAAGCUGCGGCUGGUGCGCUGGCUGCUCAAGAAGGUGGUCCAGCGCUGGCAGGCCACGCCGGCCACGGCCGCCGGCUUUGAGGACGAAGCCAAGACCAGCGCCCGCGACGCCGCCCUGGCCUAUCACAGGCUGCACCAGCUGCACAUCACAGGGAAGCUUCCGGCCGGCUCGGCCUGUUCUGACGUGCACAUGGCCCUGUGUGCCGUGAACCUGGCCGAGUGCGCCGAGGAGAAGAUCCCCCCUGGCACGCUGGUCGAGAUCCACCUGGCCGCCGCCCUGGGCCUGCAGACGCGCUGCGGCGGCAAGCUGGGCUUCCUGGCGAGCUACUUCCUGAGCCGCGCCCAGAGCCUGUGCGGGCCAGAGCGCAGCGCCGUGCCCGACUCCCUGCGCUGGCUCUGCCACCCCCUGGGCCAGAAGUUCUUCACGGAGCGCAGCUGGUCGGCCAAGGCCACCGCCAAGGAGAGUCUGUACUGCACCCAGAGGAACCCAGCCGACCCCAUCGCCCAGGUGCACCAGGCCUUCUGCAGGAACCUUCUAGAGCAGGCGGUGGAGUCUUUGGUGAAGCCUCAGGCCAAGAAGAAGGCCGGAGACCCGGAGGAAGAGAGCUGCGAGUUCUCCAGUGCUCUGGAGUACCUGAAGUUACUCCAUUCUGUUGUGGACUCCGUGGAGGCCGUGAGCGCCCCCUUCUCCAGCAGCUCCGUGCUCAAGUCCGCUCUGGGCCCAGACCUCGUCUGCCGGUGGUGGGUGUCUGCGAUCACGAUGGCCAUCCGCUGGCUCCAGGGAGACGACGCGGCUGUGCGCACCCAUUUCACGGAAGUGGAGCGCGUGCCCAAGGCCCUGGAAGUGACUGAGAGCACCCUGGUGAAGGCCGUGCUGCACACGUGCAGGGCCAUGCACGCCUCCCUGCCCGGGAAAGGCGACGGGCAGCUCAGCGCCCUAGGCCACUGCGAGCGGGCCAGCGGCCACCUGUGGAGCAGCCUCAACGUCACUGGCACGUCCUGCGACCCCACCCUCAACCACGUGGUCCAGCUGCUGACCUGUGACCUGCUGCUGUCCCUGCGGACGGCGCUCUGGCAGAAGCAGGCGGGGGCCAGCCAGGCCCUGGGCGACACCCACCACGCGUCGGGCACCCAGCUGGCCGGCUUUCAGCGGGACUUGGGCAGCCUGCGCCGGCUGGCACACAACUUCCGGCCGGCCUACCGAAAGGUGUUCCUGCACGAGGCCACCGUGCGGCUGAUGGCGGGCGCCAGCCCCACGCGCACCCACCAGCUGCUGGAGCACAGCCUGCGGCGGCGCACGGCCCCCAGCACCAAGCACGGCGAGGCGGACGCCUGGCCCGGCCAGCGUGAGCGGGCCACCGCCAUCCUGCUGGCCUGCCGCCACCUGCCCCUGUCCUUCCUCUCGUCGCCGGGCCAGCGCGCCGUGCUGCUGGCCGAGGCCGCCCGCACCCUGGAGAAGGUGGGCGACCGGCGCUCCGGUGACUGCCAGCAGCUGAUCGUCAAGCUGGGGGGCGGCACGGCCAUCGCCGCGUCCUGACCACCGGCCCUGCUCGCGCCCGGUCUCGCGCCCUCCCGACCCCUCACCCCUGCCCCAUCUCUCUACCCCCCCCCCCCGUCUCUCGCCCCUUCAUCUCUGCCUCUCUCCUCUGUGACUCAGUUUCUCCCUCGGGAGCCCUGUCUGCUGAGCUCUCCCGCCAAGGCUCUCGGGCCAGCUCGCACGCCCGCGCCCCCCGCCCCGCGCUGCUGGAGGCUGAAAGGUGGGGGCCACGGGAGCUGGGGGCCCCUGAGGUGGGAGCAGCAGCAGAGCCUCCCCGCCCCCCACCGCCCCUUCCCGCCCCUCGUUUUUAUGAGUCUCCCUCUGGGGGUCUGCGCCCCCGCUCCCUUUUUAUACAGAUGUUUUUAUACCAGUGUGCUUGGUUUGCCGUGGUGCAGGGCCGCGUGGCUGGCCCCUGGCCCGCCUCCCCGAACCCGUCCCCUCCCGUGCCGCGUGGCGCCUGGGCGACGACACAGGGCAGCCGGGAGACGGGCGGGAGGCAGGGCCAGGCCUGGGGUGGAUGAAAUAAUGUCGGCAUUAUUUUUUAAUUUUUUUAAGAAAUAAAUGGUAUCUUAUUUAAUUGUCCUGUUCCGUCCCACUGCCCCCGCCCCCAGAUGUAUGCCCCGCCCGCCCCGCUCUGGGGAGGCCCUGGGGGGCUGGGGGCUGAUUCAGCAUGGGCUUGAAUCCCCUUCACCCCCACCCCUACCUCUGGUCUGAUUUCACCCCUGUAAGUGGGGGGCUGACUCCCACGGCCCCGAGCAGGCCCCUUUGCGGGUGAACACAGGUUGCCUGAGGUGGGUCCUACCUCGAAGGGGGUCCUGGAGGAACAUGGCUGCACUUUUUGGGGUCCCCCGACCCCAAGGUCAUUUCCACCGGGGCCUGAGGGCUGCUGCCCUCCCUCCAUACGCCCCUCCCCGCGGCCUGGACGGGCGUGAGGAAGAGGAAUGGGGCCUCGGGGCCACAGAUGGGGCCCCUUUGGGGGCCCUCUGGGGCCUCCCCCCUCGCCCCGCCCCCCGCCUGUGUAGAUUGCCUUUUCUCGUGGUUGCUGGGGGACGGGAGGGGGGUCCUGACGGGCUGCCUCUGGCUUCAUCCCCGUGUCUUGGACGAAGACCCUUCAAUAAACACAGCUUGGUACCACCCA